UGGGGCGGGCGAGGUUGAGGGGUCGACAGUAGCGCAGGAGGAAGCCCGACCGCGCGAGAUCGAGACAACGCGAAAAUCACGAAAAUGUUCGUUUUGUCCCUUCGAGUCAUGGAUUCGCUCGACCAUGCAGUCGCACGUGGCGCGUUAUCACUGCGGCGAAUACACGUCCGCCAAUGUGACACGCCGCCGUGUCCUACAAUUGCCGGCAAUAAUAAGCGGUCGCAGACUGCCCAAUGCCCAAUUGUAUACCGGCUACGCUUGUCACUAUUGCACGUUCGUCGCGGCCACAGUGGCGAGCAUCAAUUCGCACACGGGCCGCGAGCAUCAGGGCCAAAGACAGCCGAUCAAGGAGGUUCCAGUGACCGAGUACGACUGCGACCAGUGCGACUACAAGUCGAGAAAUCGUCGGAACAUGCAGCUCCACGUAAAGCGCUGCCACACCGCCCAGGCCAACGCCGAGGGUAUGUUCGCCUGUCACGCCUGCUCGUACGAGACUUUGUCGCGUAUGGGCCUCAAAAGGCAUAUAUCCAUUAAGCACAACAAGUCGCGGAGGGACAUUAACGCGAAGGAGAACUACCACGAGUGCGAGCAGUGCGACUUCAAAUGCCUUAAUGGUAAAACGAUGGAUUGGCACAAGAGGCAGCAUAGCGCGCCACCGAAUGCCGAGGACGACGGCAACAGCUAUUUUUGUAACGACUGUGAUUUUUCCACGUGGACGAAAGGGCAGCUAUAUUUGCACAUCAAGCGAAAGCACAGGGACGCGGAGGGCAAUAGCCGAGAGAACGAGCCCGAGCAGCCAGACCAUUUGUUUGCCUGCGAGCAGUGCGACUACACGAGCAAGAAUAAGCACGUGAUGAAGGUGCACGUGAUAAGGAAGCACACGAACGAUUACAAUCACGAGUGCGAGAUAUGCGGUAAAAAGUAUAAGAUCAAGGCCGACCUGACCAAUCACAUACGCUUUCAGCACCGGGAGCAACCGAUUAUCUGCGACGUCUGCGGCAAGACCUGCAGGAACAGCAAUCUCCUAUACUUGCACCAAAAGUUCGCUCACUACAAGCCGGAAUUCGAGUGCCCAACGUGCCACAGGCGAAUGGUGAGCCAAGCCAACCUGGACGACCAUAUACUCAAGCAGCACGAGCAGAGGGAGGAUGCCGUGUGCGAGGAGUGCGGCAAAAAGUUCACGAAACAAGCUCGACUUAAGAUACACAUGAGGAUACACACGGGCGUCAAACCCUACACGUGUAAGGUCUGCCUCAAGGCCUUCGCCAGGAGGAACGGACUCAGGCAGCAUCUGCUGAUUCAUACGGGCCAGAGGCCAUACAUUUGCGACAUUUGCGGCAAGAGUUUUACUCAGAAGACGGGACUCAUAUGCCAUAGGAAGAGCCAUCCUGGAUCGCAUCCACCUCUGCCCAGAGUCACGAUAGAUCAUGUUUUAUCAGAUCUGCUGAACGAGGAGUGUUGAGCUAAAGCAGCAAAUUCGUGGCACCGCGAAAUUUAUUGCACAUUUAAUUGCUAGUGAGAGAAGCUUCAUCUUACGUUUGUUUGGCAAGUUUAAUUAGAAUUAUACGCACGUAAAGUGAGACGAGAGUUUGAUUAGUCUUUAGUCGUCAAUAACUAAGCAAGGAAAUCAGUGAAACUUGAAAAAAAAAAAUACCAUAAAAAAUCAAAAAAAUAAAAACAAAAAACAAAAAACAAAACAAAAUACGAACAAAUACAACAAAGAUAGAUAACUAUGUAAGAAGCAAUAAGUCAAAUUA
Molecule: messenger RNA, 1757 nt
Organism: Ceratosolen solmsi marchali
Lineage: Eukaryota; Metazoa; Arthropoda; Insecta; Hymenoptera; Agaonidae
Product: zinc finger protein 32-like
Exons: 1
Coding region: 125-1462 (445 amino acids)
Biological process (GO): regulation of transcription by RNA polymerase II
Cellular component (GO): nucleus
Molecular function (GO): DNA-binding transcription factor activity, RNA polymerase II-specific; sequence-specific DNA binding
Source: RefSeq, a predicted model, not a curated record